UGAUUGGCAGCGUUACGCAAAUAAUGCCAAUAACUUUUGAAGAAGUUUUGAGUGAAACUAACAAAGACCCGAUAUUGAGAGAGGUUAGGAAUUACAUCGUGAAUGGAUAGCCAAAGAAGAAAAUGGUAAAUCAGGAGUUGCGAAAUUUCCACGGCAGGAGUGAGUCUCUGUCGACAGUAAACGGAUGUUUGCUUUUUGGUGAGCGAUUAGUAGCCACAAAGAGAGAGAUACUUACUGCAGUUAAGGGCCAUCCCGGAAUGGAAAAAUUGAAAGCACUAGCAAGAAGUUAUGUAUAUUGGCCCGGGAUAGACCGUGAGAUAGAGGAGAAAGUGAGAAGAUGUCAGCGAUGUAGGGCAGUUGCGAAAUCUCCCGCUCUUAGUAAACCCAUCCCUUGGCCAGAAGUAGCUGCUCCGUGGCAGCGUGUACAUGUUGAUUUUGCGGGGCCUCUCGAUGGAAUGUAUUACUUGCUAGUAAUCGAUACAUUCACUAAAUCGCCAGAGAUAGUAGCGACUACAACCAUGACAGCAAAAACAACAAUCAGGAUUUUACGGGAAAUAUUUAGUCGUUUUGGGAUGCCGAAUGUUUUAGUGAGCGAUAAUGGGACGCAGUUUACAAGCACGGAAUUUGAGCUAUUUUGUACAAUAAACGGCAUUGAGCAUUUGCGAACAGCCCCUUUCCAUCCGCAAUCCAACGGACAAGCGGAAAGAUUUGUUGAUACUUUUAAGCGAGCACUUAGGAAAAUGGAGGGGGAAGCUGGUUCAGUACAAGAAGCCGUGGAUAUUUUCCUAAUGACGUAUCGUAGCACGCCACAUAAAUUGUUAGAACGAAAUCAGUCGCCAGCAGAAUUGAUGUUAGGCCGUAGAUUGCGCACGUGUAUGGAGCUUUUGCGACCAACUAUGAAUGUAAGCUCAGGCGUUAAAGUCGGUGAACCGCUUAGGAAAUAUGAACGUAAUGAUCUCGUCUACGCAAAACAGUAUUAUCGGAAUAAGUGGAAGUGGGUAGCCGGAACAGUUAGGAAACGAUUAGGUUCGGUGAUGUAA
Molecule: messenger RNA, 1040 nt
Organism: Anopheles stephensi (Asian malaria mosquito)
Lineage: Eukaryota; Metazoa; Arthropoda; Insecta; Diptera; Culicidae
Exons: 1
Coding region: 123-1040 (305 amino acids)
Biological process (GO): DNA integration
Molecular function (GO): nucleic acid binding
Source: RefSeq, a predicted model, not a curated record